AUUUGACCGUAUGCAACGCUGCUGAAUAAAAGCCGCCUUGUUUUGUGUAAAGACGCAGCUGCGACGUUCCUCCGAGUCUGAUCCACUCUACGACCCAACCAGACACGCUCUAGCUAGUGAUCUACUACUUAGUGAACUAGGGCUCCAUUUGGGACACACCCCGUGCCCGAGUGGCCCCAGCUCUCCACACCACUCCGCCACGCGCACCGCGCGCGUGAAGCCUCCUUCAGUCUGACCGUCAGCUCCGGGGCAGCAUGACGCGCGUGCGUCAGCCCAAGCGCUUUUGGAGCCGUUUAAAGCUGCACGAGUAGUUGGGUCCUCCUGAAAAGGCGAGCGCGUCUUGCUUUUUUGACGUCUUCGUGGUUUUUUUUCUCUGGCGCGCGGGAUGAAGAGGAGACCCGGGAGCGCGAGGACGGAGCGGGUCGAAGAAGCCGCACCGAGGGAGGUUUGAGAGAGAGAGAGAGAGAGAGAGAGAGAGAGACCACGCUCCACCGCUUUUUCCGGUGUGUCUGAUGGCGGCUCGCGCCUCUCCGGGACUCGCGCUGCUCGCGCUCACCGUGGGGGCCGUGUUGUGCGCAGAUGUGGAGGAGCGGUUAAUUAAUUACCUCCUUUCUCCUGAACGCUACAACAAGCUGAUACGACCAGCUGUGAACAAGAGCCAGCAGGUGACCAUUGCCAUCCAAGUGUCUCUCGCUCAGCUCAUCAGUGUGAACGAGAGGGAGCAGAUUAUGACCACCAACUGCUGGCUCAAUCAGGUGUGGAAUGAUUACCGAUUGAUGUGGGACCCAGAGGAGUACGAAGGGGUCAGGAAAGUCAGGCUUCCGUCCCAGCACAUAUGGCUGCCAGACAUUGUUCUUUACAAUAAUGCUGAUGGGACAUACGAGGUGUCUUUCUACUGCAAUGUUGUUGUGUCCAGCAAUGGUGAGGUUUCAUGGUUACCGCCAGCAAUCUACAAGAGUGCCUGUAAAAUCGAGGUGCGGGACUUCCCUUUCGACCAGCAGAACUGCACGCUCAAGUUCCGCUCGUGGACUUACGACCACACCGAGAUCGAUCUGAUCUUGCUGUCAGACUUUGCGAGUCGUGAUGACUUUAAGCCUAGUGGCGAGUGGGACAUCAUAUCCCUGCCAGGCCGAAAGAACGAAGACCCUAACGAUGCCACCUACGUGGACAUCACAUAUGACUUUAUCAUUAAGCGUAAACCACUGUUCUACACCAUCAACCUCAUCAUCCCUUGCAUUCUUAUUACAUCUUUGGCCAUACUGGUCUUCUACCUGCCUUCCGACUGCGGUGAAAAGAUGACGCUUUGUAUCUCUGUUCUUCUGGCCCUCACCGUCUUCCUGCUACUUAUCUCCAAAAUCGUGCCACCAACAUCCCUGGCUGUUCCCCUUAUUGGCAAGUACCUGAUGUUCACAAUGGUCCUGGUGACCUUCUCAAUUGUCACGAGUGUUUGUGUCCUGAACAUUCACCACCGUUCUCCGAGCACACACACCAUGCCCCCGUGGGUUAAGCGCCUCUUCCUGCACCGCCUGCCUGCCUUCCUGUUCAUGCGAAGACCAGGGGCGUCUAACAUCCGGGAAAAGUUCCGGCGCAAGCACCAGCAGCGAUCAUUUUCGGAGUUGCCUACUAAAGGAGAGCAGGAUGCCUCUGACUCCACGUUCUUCGUGAAUGAAGACUCGGCUAAGCGUAUGGGCUGGAGGACCAACGAUCUGCCAGACAAUGCGGAGCUCCGCAAGCGACUGGCGGUGAAGUGCUCAGUGGACAUGGAGGAGGCUGUGGAAGGUGUGAGAUACAUCGCUGACAAGAUGAAAAGCGAGGAUGAUGAUGAAGGGAUCAUUGAGGACUGGAAAUACGUGGCCAUGGUAAUAGACCGGCUCUUCCUGUGGAUCUUUGUGUUGGUGUGUGUUGCUGGAACUGUUGGCCUGUUCAUGCAGCCUCUCUUCAAGAGCUACAACACUCCGGUGGUGGAGAACACGGAGUGACGCACAUAGACAUAUGAAAACCAGCUCCUGCUUUCGCCAGUUCUGAAAUCUGCAGCUCCUGAGCUGGAGCAAAAAGGCUUACUCACUGUUUGAACAUGCAGGUCAGAAAGUACAGGGAUCAAAUCACAAAGCUUCAACACAAUCACUCAACACUGCACACUGAACUCUCCACAUUUGGCAACUAAAAAUGAACUGUACUACAGUCCCAUACUAUGCCCAAGUACAACAACUAAUCGUGGCGUCCAUACAACAAUCUCCUCACCACUCUCAACACUCCAAAAUGAACUGUCAACCACUAUAAUAAACAGACUGUUAGCACAAUACCUCCACCACCCCAUGUCAGUAAAAAUAUUCAGAUGCUAGGUCAUAUUUAUUGGUUUGAAAGUGCAGAGUGAUGGACAAAUAAAUUAGUCAACACACCACCUGAACGGCUGUCACUGUUAUUCAAUUAAACCAGAUUACUUGAUUGAAAAAAGUUAGCAAUUAAAAUUUACUUCCUUGGUUAAUCUGCAAUGAUUAGUUGCCAAUUUACUUGAUGAUAAUACAAACAUGCAUAAAUUCCUCUACUGAUGUUUCAGUAAAAAAAUUCAGAAAAUUUUCAACAUAUCUUUAUAAUUCAGUUGUUGAGAUGUAAACAAAGCCAUGUAGAGUAGUUUGAUGUGAACUAGUUUGUUGAAGAGAAGCAUAUAGACUGAGGUCUCUUUACAGUGGUGGUGAUAGGAAACAGGGGUCAGCAUGUCUACAACACAAAUAUGGCUUUUUUAUUCACUGUACAAAACCACCAGUGAACCUACAUGAUUUAAAUAUAUAUAUAUAACAUUUAUUUUCCCAAUCUUCUCCCAAUUAAGACCCACCCAGUAGUCCUGUCAACCCAGACAGCGAGGCCAUUGUGCUGUCUUGGACUCCUGGCCACGGAUGGCUGUAGCAUCACCAGCUUCGGACUCCCAAUCUCCUAAUGAUAGGGCCCAUGUUUUGAGGACUACUUUGCCUAACAACCUCCUGCAUGUACCCCCCCACGAUACACCAUCCAAAGCUUCUCAAACUAUCAUAGGUUUCAGGCAGACUAUUCAUAACCUCAUUCAAAAUCUCAUGUUUUUAGAGGUAAUAAACUCUUCAGAUGAUAGAUUUCUUUCACCCCCACUGUGAACAGUUCUGAUGGAGCAUUGCACAUCAAAACCCCUCCAAAAGACUUCGUUUAAUUCUGGUUUAAAAACCCUCUUGAGUACUUAAAUUGAUUACCCAUUUAAAUUCACAUUAGACUUAACUACUAAUUUUGAGCAAAAGUACAUAAUAAGCACUUAUCAAUUGGUUCGCACUCUGAAUCACAGUCUUUUAUUCAGUGAUGGUAAGCACAUUAGCACGUAGAAAGCUCUGACUCUACAUGCUGAUACAUUUCACUGUGGUCAACAUGGACAUACAUGCACUAUAACUGCAGAUUUAAUGUCUCAGAAUGGAUUGACAAUGAGAUGGUUAGUUUGAUCAUCAAAAAACUGCAAAAUAAACUGAUUUCUAUUAUAAUUUAUAUCAUCAUAUAAAUUAUAUCAUAUUAUAAUUUUUCAUCAGGUCUGAUGAAAAGAUCUUUUUAAGAAGUAUUGAGACAUUUUAUAAUAUUCAAUAGCAGUUGACUAACUGAGAAGUAGUGUAACACCAAACAAUAUUAAAAUAUAAUGUGAGUGUCUCAUGCUCUCUAUCAGUUAUUAUUUCAAUGCACUUGGCCCAGUCAGGAUCCUUUCCUAUGUCACUCACACAAAUGUGAUAUAGAUACAUUACGCAUACAGCAAACACAAAGGACACACAAACAGACAGUUACAACCACUGAAGUGCUGUUAUAAUAAACCUCUCACACGGUAACAAAUAUAACUCCAUUCAGUGACAUGCCAACGUACCUCUUUUAACCAACUGAACUUUCUGAUGUUUGAUAUUUAUACAAUACAAAUGAGAGGUACAGGUACUACACACUCACAUGCAUGCACUGUACACACCUGCACUUGACUCUCCUAUCUGUUCUCUUCCCCAUUUGAGUUAAAUCAUGCAGUUACUGCUGUUUUUGUUAUAAAUUUUUUUUUCCAGAUUAAUGGCAGCAUUGAUUUAUUGGCCGCUUGCAAGGUCAGAUGAUGAUGGAAUGUCUCAGAGUUACAGGGAAGACUGAAUAUGUAGAUGAUAUCAUUUGACAUUGUAAUAGCAUUAAGAAAAUAAAGUAUUAGAACAUGCAAAUCAUGGAAAAAUA
Pygocentrus nattereri (red-bellied piranha) is the source of this 4206-nucleotide messenger RNA. It is a transcript of the gene chrnb5b, whose product is annotated as cholinergic receptor, nicotinic, beta 5b. The record is from RefSeq and is a predicted model, not a curated record. Gene Ontology annotation, molecular function: acetylcholine-gated monoatomic cation-selective channel activity; transmembrane signaling receptor activity. Bases 513 to 1979 code for a protein of 488 amino acids. NCBI's taxonomy places the organism in Eukaryota, Metazoa, Chordata, Actinopteri, Characiformes, Serrasalmidae. The transcript has 6 exons. Gene Ontology annotation, cellular component: postsynaptic membrane; synapse; neuron projection. Gene Ontology annotation, biological process: regulation of membrane potential; monoatomic ion transmembrane transport; chemical synaptic transmission.